This is a messenger RNA of Orycteropus afer afer, 1845 nucleotides long. RefSeq names its product cell division cycle 45 (gene CDC45). Gene Ontology annotation, biological process: DNA replication initiation; mitotic DNA replication preinitiation complex assembly; double-strand break repair via break-induced replication. Gene Ontology annotation, cellular component: DNA replication preinitiation complex. NCBI's taxonomy places the organism in Eukaryota, Metazoa, Chordata, Mammalia, Tubulidentata, Orycteropodidae. Gene Ontology annotation, molecular function: DNA replication origin binding; single-stranded DNA binding; chromatin binding. The record is from RefSeq and is a predicted model, not a curated record.
AAAGAAGGAAGGGCUGAGACUUGAGCGGCUGUUGAUUGGCUACCCUUGGGCCAAUCGGAAGAGCCCUGCUUUGGCGGGAGUCUUGACCGCCGCCAGGGUUUUCUGUGACCCAGUUAUUGCAUAAAGAGUCCUGCCGCUGUGAGUAUGUUCCUGUCCGAUUUCCGCAAGGAGUUCUAUGAGCUGGUCCAGAAUCAGAGGGUCCUUCUCUUUGUGGCCUCCGAUGUGGACGCUCUGUGCGCCUGCAAGAUCCUUCAGGCCUUGUUUCAGUGUGACCAUGUGCAGUACACACUGGUUCCAGUUUCUGGGUGGCAAGAACUUGAAACGGCAUUUCUUGAGCAUAAAGAGCAGUUCCAUUAUUUUAUUCUCAUAAACUGUGGAGCUAAUGUAGACCUAUUGGAUAUCCUUCAACCUGAGGAAGACACUAUAUUCUUUGUGUGUGACACCCAUAGACCAGUCAAUGUUGUGAACGUGUACAACGAUACCCAGAUCAAACUACUCAUCAAACAAGAUGAUGACCUUGAAGUUCCUGCCUACGAUGAUAUCUUUAGGGAUGAAGAGGAGGAUGAAGAGCAUUCAGGAAAUGAGAGUGAUGGGUCAGAACCUUCCGAGAAGCGCACACGGUUGGAAGAGGAAAUGGUGGAGCAGACCAUGAAGAGGAGGGAGCGAAGAGCGUGGGAGGCCCGGAGAAGAGAAAUCCUCUUUGACUAUGAGCAGUAUGAAUAUCAUGGGACAUCAUCAGCCAUGGUGAUGUUUGACUUGGCAUGGAUGAUGUCCAAGGAUCUGAAUGACAUGCUGUGGUGGGCCAUCGUGGGACUGACGGACCAGUGGGUUCAAGACAAGAUUACCCAAAUGAAGUAUGUGACUGACGUUGGCCUUCUGCAGCGCCACGUGUCCCGGCACAACCACCGGGAUGAGGACGAGGAACACACGCUCUCUGUCGACUGCACACGGAUUGCCUUUGAGUAUGACCUCCGCCUGGCACUCUACCAGCACUGGUCACUGUAUGACAGCCUUUGCAACACAUGCUACACUGCCUCCAGGUUCAAGCUCUGGUCCGUGCAGGGCCAGAAACGGCUCCAGGAGUUCCUGGCGGACAUGGGUCUUCCACUAAAGCAGGUAAAACAGAAGUUUCAAUCCAUGGACAUUUCCUUGAAGGAGAAUUUGCGAGAAAUGAUCGAAGAAUCAGCAAAUAAAUUUGGGAUGAAGGACAUGCGUGUGCAGACUUUCAGCAUUCAUUUUGGGUUCAAGCAUAAGUUCCUGGCCAGUGACGUGGUCUUUGCCACGAUGUCUUUGAUGGAGAGCACCGAGAAGGACAGCUCUGGGACUGACAACUUCACUCAGGCUUUGGACAGUCUCUCCAGGAGUAACCUGGACAAGCUCUACCAUGGCCUGGAACUUGCCAAGAAGCAGCUGCGAGCCACCCAGCAGACUAUCGCCAGCUGCCUUUGCACCAACCUCGUCAUCUCCCAGGGACCUUUCCUCUACUGCUCCCUCAUGGAGGGCACUCCAGAUGUCAUGCUUUUCUCCAAGCCAACGUCCCUGAGUCUGCUCAGCAGACACCUACUCAAGUCCUUUGUAUGUUCGACAAAGAACCGGCGCUGCAAGCUGCUGCCCUUGGUGAUGGCCGCCCCUCUGAGUGCGGAGCAGGGCACGGUGACCGUGGUGGGCAUCCCCCCAGAGACCGACAGCUCAGACAGAAAGAACUUUUUCGGAAGGGCGUUUGAGAAGGCUGCAGAGAGCACCAGCUCCCAGACCCUGCACAACCACUUUGACCUGUCUGUAAUUGAACUGAAAGCAGAGGAUCGGGGCAAGUUUCUGGACGCGCUUGUUUCUCUCCUGUCCUGA